AGGACAGCGCGAGUCCUGCCUCUCUCUCCCGCUCCGGAGCGCUUUCCCAUCCGCCAAGCCCCUCUCCCAGGUGGCCAUGACCUCACUACCCGCUCGAAAGCCUGGGGUCCCUGACUUGUUUUCUGGGCUGCCGGCAGCAGCCACAACACCGGCUAACCAGAGCGCAGAGGCCUCGGCGGGCAACGCGUCGGCAGCAGGCCCCGGCGCGCAGGCCAUCACGCCAUUCCAAAGCCUGCAGCUGGUGCAUCAGCUGAAGGGGUUGAUCGUGCUGCUCUACAGCGUCGUGGUGGUCGUGGGGCUGGUGGGCAAUUGCCUGCUGGUGCUGGUGAUCGCGCGGGUGCGCCGGCUGCACAACGUGACCAACUUCCUCAUCGGCAACUUGGCCUUGUCAGACGUGCUUAUGUGUGCCGCCUGCGUGCCGCUCACGCUGGCCUACGCCUUUGAGCCACGCGGCUGGGUGUUCGGCGGCGGUCUCUGCCACCUGGUCUUUUUCCUGCAACCGGUCACCGUCUACGUGUCGGUGUUCACUCUCACCACGAUAGCCGUGGACCGCUACGUCGUGCUGGUGCACCCGCUGCGCCGGCGCAUCUCGCUGCGCCUCAGCGCCUAUGCGGUGCUGGCCAUCUGGGCGCUGUCCGCGGUGCUGGCGCUGCCUGCAGCCGUGCACACCUACCACGUUGAGCUCAAGCCACACGAUGUGCGCCUCUGCGAGGAGUUCUGGGGCUCCCAGGAGCGCCAGCGCCAGCUCUAUGCCUGGGGGCUGCUGCUCGUCACCUACCUGCUCCCCCUGCUGGUCAUCCUCCUGUCUUACGUCCGGGUGUCGGUGAAGCUUCGGAACCGUGUGGUGCCGGGUUGCGUGACCCAGAGCCAGGCAGACUGGGACCGUGCGCGGCGUCGCCGCACUUUCUGCUUGCUGGUGAUGGUCGUGGUGGUGUUCGCAGUCUGCUGGCUGCCGCUGCACGUCUUCAACCUGAUGCGGGACCUUGACCCGCAAGCCAUCGACCCCUAUGCCUUUGGGCUGGUGCAGCUGCUCUGCCACUGGCUCGCCAUGAGCUCCGCCUGCUACAACCCCUUCAUCUACGCGUGGCUGCACGACAGCUUCCGCGAGGAGCUGCGCAAACUGUUACUCACCUGGCCCCGCAAGAUCGCACCCCAUGGCCAGACCAUGACGGUCAGCGUGGUCAUCUGAUGUCACUGUGCUGGGCCUGAGCUGGAGAGUUCCAGGUUCACUGGCCUCCGAGGUCCGACUGGAGACCUUAUUUCCAGAGCUAAGCCAACACAGGGGAAAAUUUCCAGCCCAGCCCAUUUGUCUAGCGUCCUGCCUGGUUCUUGUGUCUUUAAAAAUGUUAAAUGGGCCUUGGGGUGUAGGAGGCCAGGGAGAAGGAAGAGGAUGUAUUAUUUCUUCCUUAUGUCCUUGAAAGACAAGCAGAUCUCUUUUUUCCGGAUUCAGAAAACAUUUUAGUACCAUGGUUUUCAUCCUUGCUUUCUCUGCCUCUUGCUCUGUGGUGAUGAAGGAACACUGUGGGUGGGAUUUCAAAUGGCCUUUUGGGGCUGGCAAAGGUUUUCAGUUUGCCUUUUUAAAAGAACCCAGCUGAGAUUUAAUGCCUGAUGUUUGUAAAUCAACUUGAAGCCUUGACUGUAGGAUUUCAGGUGAAUAUGUUUUACAAUCCUUAGGAUUUUAGCAUUUCCUGAAUAAGAUCAUUAAAAACAAAGGACUUUAGUUUUAGUUUUAAAACCAUUUGAGUACAAAACCAUUUACAAACUGCCUUUCAAAAGGUCUUGCUUUUUUUGCAGUGCUGAUUGAACCUAGGGCCUUGUGCUUGCAAGGCAAGCACCCUGCCAACUGAGCUAUAUCCCCAGCCCAAGGUCUUGCUUUUGUUGUCCUUUGUUCUUACUCCCCAACUACUACUUUAAAAUGACAAGAUGAAUUAGACAAUGAUUAGAUAACUAACGAGUAAAAGGUUCAUUUCACUUAAGGGGACAUAUAACUAAAGGACAUGAGAACAGGCAUUGUGCAUGUGUGUGCGCGCGCACACCCAGUGUUUGCCACAAGGCGGGCACUCAAAUACUUGACUGGUUUCCUGAAUACUCCAUGUAAACUGUAUGCCGCAGCAUUCUCUUGCUUUCUCUAAUUGCUCAAUUGCAACAUGUCAGUAGCUGUCAUCUGACUGCUCAGCACCUGCUCCUUGGAGACACUUGGAACAUAUCAACCCAGAAUAGAAGGACUAGGAGAUGUUUCCUUAAGUACAGCACAGAAAAAUUUACUGCCAUCCACAAGAUGCACAGAUCCAACACUAAUUACUGCCAGGGUUAAGGGAACGGGUGAAGACUGUUGGGCAUGAUACCAGACUGAUAAUCACCAUGUUAAUCUCCUGAGAAUUCUGUUAAGGAGGACAAGUGCUCUGAGACAGGGGUCUUCACAAUGAAUGUUGGAACAGCAGUUGGGACAGUGAGAGCAGGAGCCCUGGGAAAUGAUACACAAUAUCCAGCUGUCAGAUCAGUCCCUGUGGUCCGUGUGGCAUGAACUAGUGUCUGCAGUGACUCUGUCUCCAUCUGCAUGGGUCCAGUACUUCCCUAGCUCACUGAACAGAAGAAUCAAUGUUUCUCCUCCUCUGGGUUCUCUAACUCUCAGAAAUGAGCUCAUUCACUGGCAAGGAAAGAAAGGUUGGUCCUAGGAUGACAAGUAUUAAAUCCUGAAACCAGCGUCAGCCAUGAUGGUAGAGGACGUAUUCAUGGGGCUAGGCAGCCAGAAGAGUCUUCAGCAGUUACAUGGUUGACCUUUUCACAGCACAGGAAAGGGGAGGGAAAAGCUGACUUGGGACAAAGGACUAGGCAGUUUAAGAUGGGAGGUGGAAGCUACCUCUGGAAAUGUCACUAAUGACUUAGCCUCAUCCAAGUACUGGAGGACAAAGAAUCUGUGAUCUAAUAUUGCAUUCCACUGCCAUAGCAUAUUGUCACAGCACCAUGUCCCCUUCCCCAAAUGAGCUUAUCUCCCAGGCAUACCAGCAACUGACUCCUGUGCUUCCAGCAGUUCUGUUUCCUUGCAGGCUCAAAGUCAGAGCAUUCUUUGAUGGUUACAUGUGGAGAGUAUAGGGGAUAGGAAAUGAGUGAUUAAUUGUGGUUUCUUUCUUUUUUUUAAUUUAUUUUUUGGUAUCAGGGAUUGAAACUAGGGGUACUUUAUCACUGAGCUACACCCCCAGCCCUUUUUAU
Molecule: messenger RNA, 3210 nt
Organism: Sciurus carolinensis (gray squirrel)
Lineage: Eukaryota; Metazoa; Chordata; Mammalia; Rodentia; Sciuridae
Gene: Prlhr
Product: prolactin releasing hormone receptor
Exons: 2
Coding region: 77-1189 (370 amino acids)
Biological process (GO): G protein-coupled receptor signaling pathway
Cellular component (GO): plasma membrane; neuron projection
Molecular function (GO): neuropeptide Y receptor activity; neuropeptide binding
Source: RefSeq, a predicted model, not a curated record